AUGUCGUACUAUGACAUAGAUUCCAUUCUGACAGACGCCGAGAAAGUCCCCUGCAAAUUUGAACUCGAUGUCGCCGACCUCGGAUACCUCGACAAUAACCCCUCGCAUGUUCUGAAGGCAGGAACCAAUGUCUCCCUCCCACUCUGGCUCGCCGAGAUGCUCGCCCUUGCCAACGCGGGCAUCGACGACGACUCCAAGGCGCCGGUCACCUUGAACCUUCCUCCCUCGCUAUCGGACCAAGUCGUGCAAGCACUCAAGGCCGAUGCGCGCUCAGUGCCGGUCAGAGACCAGAGCGCCCACUUUUACGGACUCGGCACUCGCAUUCUGGAUCUCUUUGAAGAGCGCGACCUUAGCGAUACCAUGCGCAAGACCUUUAUAGCGCGCGCGUCUGAGAUCGCUUUGCACGCUCGAAAAGGAGGUGAUGAUGGUGUUGGAGGCUCCGGUGAGGACUUCCUCCGCGGUCUGGACGAGUGGGAGCGAGGACUCUUCCGAAAGGCCCACGACGGUACAAAGGCCUCCAAGGAAUGGAUGGACAAGGUCAAGAAGCACUGA
Colletotrichum phormii is the source of this 552-nucleotide messenger RNA. Its product is annotated as DNA replication complex GINS protein psf-3. NCBI's taxonomy places the organism in Eukaryota, Fungi, Ascomycota, Sordariomycetes, Glomerellales, Glomerellaceae. Gene Ontology annotation, biological process: mitotic DNA replication initiation. The record is from RefSeq and is a predicted model, not a curated record. The transcript has 2 exons. Gene Ontology annotation, cellular component: GINS complex. Bases 1 to 552 code for a protein of 183 amino acids.